GGCGUUGCGAAGGCUGGUUCGGGACUGGAACCUGACAGGAAGCGGACGCAGGAACUCAGCUGUGGACUCGGCCGGUGCCAACUCCAAGGACCCUCGCUUCCAGGACGCGCCCAUGGCGCACUUCGUGUUCGAGAGUGACCUGCACUCGUUGCUCCAGCUGGACGCUCCCAUCCCCAAUGCACCCCCCGCACGCUGGCAGCGCAAAGCUAAGGAAUCGGCGGGCCCGGCGCCCUCUCCCAUGCGGGCGGCCAACCGAUCCCACAGCGCCGGCAGGACCCCCGGCCGAACUCCUGGUAAAUCCAGCUCCAAAGCUCAGGCCACCCCCAGCAAAGCUGGGGGCGACCGCUAUAUCCCCCAUCGCAGUGCUUCCCAGAUGGAAGUGGCAAGCUUCCUCCUCAGCAAAGAGAACCAGCCCGAAAACAGCCAGACGCCCACUAAGAAGGAACACCAGAAAGCGUGGGCCUUGAACCUGAACGGUUUUGAUGUCGAAGAAGCCAAGAUCCUAAGGCUCAGUGGAAAACCCCAGAAUGCCCCAGAAGGUUACCAGAAUCGGCUGAAGGUACUUUAUAGCCAAAAGGCCACGCCUGGCUCCAGCCGGAAGACCUGCCGUUACAUUCCUUCCCUGCCUGAUCGUAUUCUGGAUGCCCCUGAAAUCCGGAAUGACUAUUACCUGAAUCUCGUGGACUGGAGCUCUGGAAAUGUACUGGCGGUGGCACUGGACAACAGUGUCUACUUGUGGAGUGCAAGCUCCGGUGACAUCCUGCAGCUGCUACAAAUGGAGCAGCCUGGGGAAUAUAUAUCCUCUGUGGCCUGGAUCAAAGAGGGCAACUACCUGGCUGUGGGCACCAGCAGUGCUGAAGUGCAGCUAUGGGAUGUUCAACAGCAGAAAAGGCUUCGAAACAUGACCAGUCACUCUGCCAGAGUGGGCUCCCUCUGUUGGAAUAGCUACAUCCUGUCCAGUGGUUCACGCUCUGGUCAUAUCCACCACCAUGAUGUCCGGGUAGCAGAACACCAUGUGGCCACACUGAGUGGCCAUAGCCAGGAAGUGUGUGGGCUGCGUUGGGCCCCAGAUGGACGACAUUUGGCCAGUGGAGGAAAUGAUAACUUGGUCAAUGUGUGGCCUAGCGCUCCUGGAGAGAGUGGCUGGGUUCCCCUGCAGACAUUCACCCAGCAUCAAGGCGCUGUCAAGGCUGUAGCAUGGUGUCCCUGGCAGUCAAAUGUCUUGGCAACAGGAGGGGGUACCAGUGAUCGACACAUUCGCAUCUGGAACGUCUGCUCUGGAGCCUGUCUGAGUGCUGUGGAUGCCCAUUCUCAGGUGUGCUCUAUCCUCUGGUCUCCCCACUACAAGGAGCUCAUCUCAGGUCAUGGCUUUGCCCAGAACCAGCUGGUUAUUUGGAAGUACCCAACCAUGGCUAAGGUGGCGGAGCUCAAAGGCCACACAGCCCGGGUCCUGAAUCUGACCAUGAGCCCUGAUGGGGCCACCGUGGCAUCCGCAGCAGCAGAUGAGACCCUGCGGCUCUGGCGCUGCUUUGAGUUGGACCCUGUGCGGCGGCGAGAGCGGGAGAAGGCCAGCGCAGCCAAAAGCAGCCUCAUCCACCAAGGCAUCCGCUGAGACCCACCCGACCCAGGGUUUUGUUUUUGUUUUUUUAAAGUUUUUAAUAAAAGCCAUGUCCCCCUUUCUC
Echinops telfairi (small Madagascar hedgehog) is the source of this 1682-nucleotide messenger RNA. RefSeq names its product cell division cycle 20 (gene CDC20). The coding region runs from base 113 to 1612 and encodes 499 amino acids. The record is from RefSeq and is a predicted model, not a curated record. Lineage: Eukaryota; Metazoa; Chordata; Mammalia; Afrosoricida; Tenrecidae. Gene Ontology annotation, molecular function: protein binding; ubiquitin ligase activator activity; anaphase-promoting complex binding. Gene Ontology annotation, biological process: positive regulation of anaphase-promoting complex-dependent catabolic process; positive regulation of ubiquitin protein ligase activity; anaphase-promoting complex-dependent catabolic process. The transcript has 11 exons. Gene Ontology annotation, cellular component: anaphase-promoting complex.